This is a messenger RNA of Paraphaeosphaeria sporulosa, 263 nucleotides long. RefSeq lists its product as uncharacterized. NCBI's taxonomy places the organism in Eukaryota, Fungi, Ascomycota, Dothideomycetes, Pleosporales, Didymosphaeriaceae. The record is from RefSeq and is a predicted model, not a curated record. The transcript has a single exon. The coding region runs from base 15 to 254 and encodes 79 amino acids.
CAUCAAAGUACGAAAUGUCCAGCCAAGAAGCCGUUGUCUCCAAGCCUAGCACAGAGGACGACAUCGAACCCUCAACAGAACGUGCUUCCACUGGCCUUUCCCUAACGCCGCGUCAGAACGAUAGUGUUCACAAGCAGGAAGCCCUGAUUGACGAUAUCCUCGACCAUACCUUCCACCUCCCCGCUCGUAAGACCAAGCGGCUACUUUCGUCCCAUUCCGGCACUCCACCCACGAGCGAUGUCCACGAGCGAUGAGAAUACUGC